Caenorhabditis bovis is the source of this 1524-nucleotide messenger RNA. The record is from the annotation of a GenBank genome assembly. Lineage: Eukaryota; Metazoa; Nematoda; Chromadorea; Rhabditida; Rhabditidae.
AUGGAUCAGCGGGUUGUCGAGGCGUUUCUGUUGGCGCAGCAGGUGAGUCGCGGCGGCGAACUGCGUGAUCGUGUGCCUCGAAUUCUGCCGGCGGUCGAUCCGCUCAACAAUGUGCACGUCUACACGAGCCCGCCGGUCAGUUUGCCGAUCACCAUCACCACGCCGUCGCUUCCGCAACUCUACACUCAGACGUUCAUAUCGAAUCAUAUUCGACAAGCGCUUCGCGAGCCGCUUCUGAAUCCGCAAUAUCUGAUACACGCGGCGCACGCGGCGCGCGAUGUGAACGCCGCCGCGGCAGCUGCAAUGGAGAGGGCCGAAAACGCUAUCAGGCAGCAGCAGUCGCAGGCGCAGCAACAAUCGGUUUCGCGUCGCACGCACUCCUCGACGAACACGGCUUACAAUCAAUUGAAGGACACCGUGGUGCGGGUGCAGCAGCGAAAACGACAACGCGAGCAUGUGUUCGAUGACGACGGCUACCAGGCGGACACCGACACCGCCGACUCGAGCGACGUCGGCAUCGAUUCGUUGUCGAGCGAUUCCGAGUCGGAGACGACGCGCGCUUCGAAAGUGCGACGACGCGGCGGCGGCAGCGGCGGCGCCCAACAACACCAACGACAGCAGCAGCGGCCGCAGCACGAGCACGAGCUCGACGAGCAGCACGAGAGAGCCGACGAAGCGGCGCCAACAACGUCGUCAUCGAACGAUAGUAGCGAGUCGUCGACGACAUCGACGGCCGCGACGGCAACUUCAUCAGCGCCAUCGGCAUCCGCCAACAAUCGUUGCCCAUCGAAUAACCAGCAAAUUACGGGUAUGGUGCGUCAGAACGAGCACCGCAAUUGUCAACACUGCCUUCCACAACCACCCCCAGCUCAUCAACAUCCGACCUUUAAUCCAUUCAAUCUGUUUCGUGUCAUCCCACAAAUCUACGAAAUUCCCGCGCAACCAGUGAUGAUCGCCCGAGUUCCUCCGCAACAGAAUCCGCAACCACAGCCGGCCGCACCUCAAAACCGCUUCAUAAAUACCACAUUCAUUCCGACCGGCGUGAUGCUUCAUAAUAAUUUUGGAUCGAUUCCAGAGGGAAUCCUGAACUCUCAGCAAACUGCAACCGAUCCAGCCUUGCUUCAAAACUUCAACCGCUUCAUGUCGAAUGCCACCGAGCAGUUCAUGAUGCGCGAACGUGCCUUCAUGGAUCGCCACCAGCACCUGUUCACUCAUAUAUCCGAAGAUAUGCCGAUUGGGAUCAGUUUGGGCGACAUCGAGAAGCAUUCGCUUCGUGUGCCGUUCGACAAAACGCCGGAGGAAGGCGAGGAACCCGAGCGUUGCACGGUGUGCCUCGACGACUUUGUUCGCGGAAACAACAUCCGCCUCCUUCGUUGCGGCCACAUUUUCCAUCCGGAAUGCAUCGACAAAUGGUUGUCGCUCAACAAAAAAUGUCCCGUCUGUCGAAUGGAUAUCGACAAGUUGGGCGUCGAGACGAAGCCCGCGACUGGCGUUGUGGUGCCACCAAUUGCCCCGGUUCAAUAA